Molecule: messenger RNA, 1152 nt
Organism: Pyricularia grisea
Lineage: Eukaryota; Fungi; Ascomycota; Sordariomycetes; Magnaporthales; Pyriculariaceae
Exons: 1
Coding region: 1-1152 (383 amino acids)
Source: RefSeq, a predicted model, not a curated record
AUGGGAGAACGGGCUGGUAAUCAGUCAUCACGACGGGCGGCGAACGCCCAGAAUUCAUCAGAGGAAGACGAGGACGAGGACGAGGACGAGGAUUCUGAAGACGACCGGUCAAACGGAAGUAGCAGGUCCAGGAGGCUAGAAGAGGCGUUGUUCGAGUCUGCAAUGGCAAGAAUACGACAGGCCAGGGCUCAAGGGAGAGUCGACGUUGACUUGACACGGGCAGAGCUGGAGGCUGUCAAUCGCAUGACAGAGCGCAAGCGUAGAGAAGCAGAGCGGCGGAGGAGAGAGGAACAACAGCAGCAACGAGUAUCGAUCCCGAUAUCUCAAUUGGAUCCAUCUAGUUUUGAGGAUCUGCUGGAGGACGAAUCUUCGUCGCGACAACCAUCUCCUCCUCACCUCGAUGAUCGACAAGGCUACCCGCCAGUCGGUUAUUUCCCGGCCCCCAAAGGCCGCCAGCGCUCGUCCACCACGUCGUCGCGAGCUACUGCUGCACGUGGCCGCAUUCCAUACGAUCGUGAUAUCUCACCCGAUACGUACUCUGCGACUACUCGGCCAGGGUCCCGCCGUGAGGAUACUUCACCAUUCAGAUAUUCUUACGUCUCGCAGAAUCACCCGCCGCAAGCGAUUCGGCACUCAUCUGACCCCAACCGCGUCCGUGGCUCACGCGUGCCAUCUCCUCGGGACCCAGAUGAAAUGCUUCAUUUGUCAAACACAUCGGCGCCUUCACUGCAUGGAUCAAACGUCGACCCAUUCCAGUACAUGUCGCCCGCGUCCGCAGGUCCGCGCGCGCCACCAUUGGGCGCUGCGGCUGCGGCGCGCCGGCGUAUUUCUGUCUCCAACCCGACCCCUGCUGCAGCUGGGGGCCGAAGCCGGGGUGGUUCCAGACGGGUCAGUCCAGACGCGACCGAAGAGUCGAGUGGAGACGACACAGCAAGCGACGACUAUAGCCAUGGGGCUCGUGUAGCACCGCCGGUAACGAGGCGAGCUGCUCGCGAGCCGCCUGUGAUCGUCGAGGAAACCCGCGUUGCGACCCCUGAGCCGCGACGCUCGAGUCGAUCCAAGGCAUCAAGCAAGUCGCCUGCGAAACGGAAGCCGACUGGUAGUAGCAGCAAUACUACCAGCAGCAGUAGUCGCAGCAAGAAGAAGCGGUGA